UCCGACUGAACGCCGCUGCGCAUGCAUGCCAUAUUUUUUUAAUGUGUAUUUGCCUCUGUCAUUUACGCCUAUGAGUUAUUCCCAGAGCUAGUUCGUUUGCCUCGGACUCCCGGUCCUGCUUCGGCAUGUCGGCGGCAAGAGAGCGGAGCAGCGGUCCGACAGGUGACUCGGAACCGCAGGAGGCCGAGGAGUUCACCUGCUCGACCCACUGCUCGGAGCUCUCCCGCAGGCAGAACGAGCAGAGGAAGUCGGGGCUCUUCUGCGACGUCACGCUGGUCUUCAGCUCCGGAGGAGGUGGUGGUGUUGGGACGACCCGGACCGUGUCCGCCCAUCGCUCCGUGUUAUCCGCGGCGUCCGAGUACUUCAGGCUGCUGCUGGGCGGACAGUUUUCAGAGUCCGUGUCCGGGCGAGUGGAGCUGAAAGAAUGGAGCUCCGCCACGGGACCCGAAGCGGAGACCGUGGAGGGUGUUAUUCAGUUUAUGUACACGGGACACAUCCGGGUAACCACCGCCAGUGUGCACGAAGUGUUGGAACUUGCGGACAGGUUCCUGUUGGCGCAGCUGAAGAACUUCUGCGGAGCGUUUCUGAUGGAGAAGUUGAACUUAUCCAACUGCAUAGCAGUGCACAGCCUCGCCCACAUGUACACCUUGGACCUGCUGGCCCAGGGAGCCGCCAAGACCAUCCGAACAAACUUCAGCAAAAUCAUCCGCAACGAGGAGUUCUUCGCGCUCCCGUUUCACCUGGUGCGGGACUGGCUGUCCGACUCUGGAAUCAACGUGGACUCUGAGCAGGAGUUGUUCGAGGCCGUGGUCAAAUGGGAGCGCCAAAACGCCGAGGAGAGAGGGCCGCACUUUGAGGAGCUGUUCGCCCUUUUGAGACUUACUCAGAUUUCUCCCUCCCACCUGACGCGGGUGGUGAGAAAGGAGCCCCUGGUGGCAAACAGUGCCGCGUGCCAACAACUGGUGUGCGACGCCCUCGAGGUCCACGCCAUCCACGCCGAGCACCUGAACCGAUCCGCUGACUGGGAACUCCACGCGACCUACGAUGCAGCCAUCCACCCCCGUCUCGGCCAGAACAUGGACGUGAUCAUGGUGGUGGGUGGCGUGUCGGAAGGCGGCGACUACCUGAGCGAGUGCGUGGGCUACUUUGUCGCCGAGGACCGUUGGGUUAACCUGCCGCACCUUCACAACCACCUGGAUGGACACGCCAUCGCCGUCACCGACAGCCACGUGUACGUGGCCGGCUCCAUGGAGCCGAGCUUCGCCAAGACGGUGGAGCGCUUCAACCCCAGCCUCAACGCCUGGGAGGAGGUCAACAGCUUAGACACCCGCAAGCACUCCUUCGGCCUCACCUGUGUCAAAGACUUGCUGUACUGCAUCGGGGGCCACGGCAACUUCAGCGCGGGCUUUAAGGACGUCACCGUCUUCAAGCCCGAGCUGGACGAGUGGCACAAUUUGGAGCCGGCGCCGAAGAUACUGCGCGACGUGAAAACCGUGAGCGUAGAGGACCGCUACAUAUACGUGAUGGCGAGGACUCCCGUGGACAGGGACGACGAGCACGGCCUGAGCACCCUGACCACCCGCUACGAUACGGAGAGCCGCGCGUGGCAGGAGGCGGACUCCCUGCCGCUGAUCGACAACUACUGCGUUUUUCAAAUGGCCGUCGCGUCCACCAACUUCUACCACACGGCGUCCUGCUGCGCGAAGAGCUACGAGGCAACAGCCGAGGCCGCCGAGCAGAAAACGAGCAAAGACAUCAGCGACGACAUCCUGGGGAGCCUCCCUCCGGAGGUCCUCAGCAUGGAAGGGGCCGCCGUCUGCUACCUGGGCGACGACAUAUUCAUCAUCGGCGGAUGGAGGAACUGCAACAACAUGGACAAGCAGUACCGCAAGGAGGCCUACAGGUACUGUGCCGAGAGGAAGCGCUGGAUGCUGCUGCCCCCCUUGCCUCAGCCGCGGUGCCGCGCCGCCGCCUGUCACGUUCGCAUCCCGUACCGCUGCCUUCACGGUUGCCAGCACUACCCGAUGCCGCAGAACCUGGCUCGCCAGCGAGAGCGCAUGCAGCAGAUGCAGCAGCUCCAUCGCCGCACGCUCACUCUGCGCAGACAGCUGCAGUCUCAAAUCGAAUGUUGAGGGAUUCCUUUAGUUGGUACUUCAUUUGCUGAUAAAAUUGUUGUUGCUUCCAUGAAACAUGUAGCUUAUUUAUGUUUUUGCGUUUGUUUAGAUGAAAUGCCUGCAUAUCCUUUCAUUGGCCAGGUUUUUAAAAAGAAUUAGGUUUUUAAGAAUUAGAAACGAUUCUAAAUGAUCAGUUUCACAUUAUAUUAUUGGCUCACGCCUUACUUUUAUUUUGCUAGAGAUCUGUAAAAGUUGCUGACUUCAAGCAACUGUAACCUGUGAACAGCUGAUGAUGACGUCAUACUGUAUGUUUUGAUGCAAGUUAGUUGCACCUGGAAUCCAAGAAGAGUUCAGCUUUGAGAUGUAAACUUAGCAAAGUAGAUUAUGUCUGUUCAUUGUGAUGUUUUCCAGAAGAAAAUCAUUAAUUAAAAGGAGUUCAGUUAGAAGAUGCGGUAUAACAACUAGCUGAGUUAACUUUUUACUCCUCUCUACCUGCACCUUUUUGUUUUCUACCUCCAGUUUCCGUCAUGCUUGUUUGCACUGUAUCUAAAUGUCGAUCGUCUGCAGUGUGAAUGUUUUGUGACUUUAAACAGAUGAUCAUAUAUCAGAAGUUUUGUAGCAAGUUAUGAGCAAAGCACAUAUUGGGGAACAGAGUGUUCAAUGAUUAUUGGUUUCCCACUUUUUUGUCAUUCCAAUGGAUGCUUUAUAAAUAUGUAUCAAUUCAUUUUA
This is a messenger RNA of Pungitius pungitius (ninespine stickleback), 2843 nucleotides long. It is a transcript of the gene klhl11, whose product is annotated as kelch-like family member 11. Gene Ontology annotation, molecular function: protein binding. Lineage: Eukaryota; Metazoa; Chordata; Actinopteri; Perciformes; Gasterosteidae. The record is from RefSeq and is a predicted model, not a curated record. The transcript has 2 exons. The coding region runs from base 126 to 2132 and encodes 668 amino acids.